Messenger RNA from Eremomyces bilateralis CBS 781.70, 870 nucleotides. Its product is annotated as HET-domain-containing protein. The transcript has a single exon. NCBI's taxonomy places the organism in Eukaryota, Fungi, Ascomycota, Dothideomycetes, Eremomycetales, Eremomycetaceae. The record is from RefSeq and is a predicted model, not a curated record. Bases 41 to 727 code for a protein of 228 amino acids.
CAAUAUAUCCCCCUUACGACCGAGUUCAAUACCACCCGCCAUGCGACUUUUGAACACCGAGACUCGAGAACUGAAGGGGUUCGUAUCGGGCAUCCCCCGCUAUGCGAUUCUAUCCCACACUUGGGGCGAAGAGGAGGUGACACUUCAGAGAUUGAAUAGCGCGACCUAUGCGGAUUGGUCGAGACCUCAAUUCUCCAAAAUUGCGAUGAGCUGUGACUUAGCCCGAGGUGACGGGCACCAAUGGAUAUGGAUCGACACUUGCCGCAUCGACAAGACGAGCAGUGCCGAGUUAUCUGAGGCCAUCAAUUCUAUGUUCCUGCGGUAUCACGGAUCAAGGAUCUGCUAUGUUUAUCUGGUCGAUGUGCCGGAUGGCGAUGACCCACAUCAGGAAAGCUCCGCAUUUUCUAGGAGCCGUUGGUUUACAAGAGGCUGGACGUUGCAGGAGCUUAUUGCCCCCGAGUCGGUCGAAUUCUAUACAAUAGACUGGCAGUACGUUGGUAGCCGAGAGGAUUUAUCCGAUGUCAUCUCACAGGUCACGGGUAUCUUUGAGGACUUUCUUCAGCUUCAUCUCAAACUGGGGACCCUGCCCGCCAGUCGCAAGAUGUCCUGGGCGGCAAGAAGGAAAAUAGCCCUGGUGGAGGACGUGACCUAUUGUUUAUUAGGUCUGUUCGGAAUCCACAUACCUUUGCUCUACGGCGAGGGGACCAAUGCUUUUCGGAGACUGUAGGAGAACAUUAUGAAGACUGCUACAGAUCAUACGAUUUUCGCAUGGCGAGAAUUGGGAAACCCGGGCCCAUUGGGAAGAUCUUGUGGGCUGCUAGUCCCCGAAAUAAGACACUUUGAGAGUUCUGGCGAACUCGCACGCUUGCA